UAUAUAUCCCCUAUUAAGAAUAAUGGAAAUGAGUGAGUGUGGUAAAAUUCCUUAGUACCAGUACUUAAAAUUAAUUUGAGAAAAAAACAGAAAGCAACGGAAAUGGAACUGAUUCAGCAGCACCAGAAAAGGCACAGGUAAAUCAUUGACAGAAAUCGCAGCAUGACUGGGCCAGUAACAUGUCGACAUCACAAAGAGCAAUGAGAACCCGUUGAUCCAGAACUAAAAGAACCAUUCCCAGCACCGCGGGAACACAGUAGAAGGAACAGGAAUACCGAGUCUCUCCCGGCCUGGCAAAUCUUUAACACCCUCCCAAGAAAGGCAUGAAUCCGAAGGCUCCGGCUGACGCAAAAGUUCCAAAACUCUCUUAAAACUCUCGUAAAAGCUCAUGGGUGUGCCUCGCUCUCCUCCUUCCGCACCGAUGCCGCCAACUCAGAGGAGAGCUGAAGAUGAAGGACAGGUUGGAGGAGCUGAGGAACCGAGUGAAUGAAGACACGGACGCUUGGGAGCUGGAGUCCACGCUUUCCUUCGACAACCCCGUCUUCAAAGAAGAGGAGGGCAAUCCCAUGAGCAAAGUGUUCCAGGAAAUCGGCAGCCUCUCCUUGGCUUUGGAUAAACUGGAGGAAUUAUCGGAGGACAUCGACAAGAAGCAACAGCAGGUUCUGUGCUGCACCACGGAGGAGAGCAUAUGUGAAGAAAAGAAAGAGCUCAGCCAGGUGAAGGACUCUUUCACCAAGGAGGCCAAAAACCUUCAACCGAAGUUCAAUGGCAUCCAAGAGUCCCUCACCAAGGACAACCGGCAGUGGUUGGCCAUCCACCGCAUCCGCCAUACCCAGCUCUCUGUCCUGGUCAACCGUUACCGUGAGAUCAUCACCCGCCAUUACGCCAAGGAGACCCAAUACGUGGAGAAGCUGAAGGAGCAAAUCAGGAGACAGACAGAACUAGCUGGCUUGAGUCUCCAGGAGGAGGACAUCAAGCACCUCGUGGAGAGCCCGAUGGCUCCCCGCAUUGUGGGCCAAGACCUGGAGGUGCUCAAAGCCAAGCAACACUUAGCCUUGGCCCAGGUGCGUCACCAACAGCUGCUGGACUUGGAGGCUCAAAUCAGUGAGCUCCACUCCCUCUUCCUACACUUCGAGGUCCUGGUGGCUGAGCAAGGGGAGACCAUCAACAGCAUCGAGUACAACGUCCUCCACACCCUCGAUUACAUCUCCCAGUCGAACGAGGAGGUCAAGAAAGCUCUCAAAUAUGAGCGGCAGUCACGUUUUUCGGCAGCAUUGUCAGCGUUGCUUGGCCUCUGUGCCUGCUGCACAUGCGUUUCGUGUCUGGCAACGCCAAGCGUGGUAGGCUGACUCAACAUUUGGGAGGUGGGCAUCUCCUCCGAAGGGAAAUGGUGUUGGCAGAUAGCACUCCAGACCAUUGGAUGUAUGCAUCAACAAGGGGAAUGGGCAUCUUCUGGACAAACACAUCCAGAAAGACUGUUUAAUAUACUCCUGUGUUCACAAUAUGUCAAGAGUUUUCUUCUGUUUUUAAGAACAUAAGAAAGGUCUUGCUAGGUUAUAAUAUUUUUUUUGCAACCUAGUAUCCUGUUUCUGAUUGUGCACAUUCGAAGCCAUGGAGAUGAUUUGUGCAUUUCCGUUGACUGGCAUUCAGUGUUUUGUGCACAUUUGACUUUGUUGUGUGCCUUCAAGUCAUUUCUGACAUAAAAGAGGCAUAUCAUGGAGGGAUUUUUUUUUGGCAAAUUUGUCCAGAGGAGGUUUGCUCUUUACCUUCCUCUGAGGCUGAGAGAGUGUCAGUUGGCCAAGGACUUUCCAUGACUUAGCAGGGACUUGAACCCUGGCCUCUGAAGGCAUAGUCCAACUGUGGAUGAAAGCAAUUGAUGGACCUUUCCUACAUCCAUUUGGUUACACAUCCUUAGUUCUGCUCCACAUUCCCACUAUUUUGAUGAUGACACAAUAGCAAUGAAAUAUGCUUCUCCAGUUUUAGGACCAUUCAGUUACUGGUAGAUGAGGUCAAACCAGCUCUCAAUCCCUUGUGUUUUGGGUGGUCACCAACAUCCGCCUCUCAAAGAAAGGAAUCUUUGUGCUGUGAGUUUUCCAGGCUGUCGGGCCAUGUUCCAGAAGCAUUCUCUCCUGACAUUUCAUCCACAUCUAUGGCAGGCAAUCUCAGAGAUUAUGAGGUCUUUGAUGUGAGUUUUUAGACACUAUUUUUUUCUUGUUCCAAGAACAGAGACUUUUCUUGGAAAACCCAUUAAUGGUCCUGCCAUCCAGCAGGAAGGAGAACCCGCUUCAUGCAGGUUCAUCAGUUGGGGUGGGUCAAACUGGACACUGUUCUAAAGGAUACAUCGGGAAGUUUUAAAUUUUGAAUCUAAGUGCACGCUGCAGAAUCCACUUUGGUUUCACUUAGUCAUCAAAAUCUGGGCCGGCAGAACAUUGGAUAAGCGAAUAUGUUGGAUAAUAAGGAGGCAUUAAGGAAAAGCCUAUUAAACAUCAAAUUAGGUCAUGAUUUUACAAAUUAAGCACCAAAACAUCAUGUUUGCCAAGUUAUAUUUCCAGUUAAAUUCUCUGCAUUCCUAGUCAAAGGGAUCUUGUAGCAUCUUGUAUCAGUGUUUGUAGCCAUGUUUCUAGAGUUUUCUGAAAACUUUAGAGUGUCCUCUAACUUUGCUUAGUGCAGAGCAAGUAAAGUUAAAGAUGGAUGUGUGUGUGUCUGUAUACCUACCAGAAGUUGAUGUAUCUUGUGAAAACUGUCAGUGCUGGAUUUGCGAAUAAUAUGGGGUGAUUUUUACAAGUAUAGAUAAUCCCCUGUGUAUACUGAUUCAGACUGCAGUAUAGGCAUGGGCAAACUUCAGCCCUCCAGGUGUUUUGGACUUCAACUCUGACAAUUCCUAACAGCCUACCGGCUGUUAGGAAUUGUCAGAAUUGAAGUCCAAAACACCUGGAGGGCCAAAGUUUGCCUAUGCCUGCUGCUCCAUUUGUAAUGUUCGAUCAAACUUUGCGCUGUUUUUUCCCCCUGCCUCCUCUCCACCGUUCUUUUCUUCUCCUUGUUAUUGUUUUGGCAAGGAACUGCUGCUAGUUUUGGUGUGUUUUGUCCCUGUGUUUUGUCUCUGAUCCAUGUCGACAUAAACAAAGAGAGGUGUUAUUUUUCAAAUCUAAGUGCAAUGCAAGAAAACACCCAAGAACUCAACAAACAGUCAUGAUUCAGAUCACUUGAUUGACUCCUGGUAUGCUUUGGUGCUGAGUUGAUAAGAACCUAAAUCUUAUUGUUAGUUCCAACUCACUCCGUUCAGCAAUCGAUUUGUUUACCCCAUUCCUUUUCCAACCAAUACAUUUCUAACUUUAGGAUCUCGGAUCGCUUCCAAUCUUCUAACCUGCCUUAUUAGGAAUACAGUAGAGUCUCACUUACCCAACAUAAACGGGCCGGCAGAAUGUUGGAUAAGCGAAUAUGUUGGAUAAUAAGGAAGCAUUAAGGAAAAGCCUAUUAAACAUCAAAUUAGGUUAUGAUUUUACAAAGGAAGCACCAAAACAUCAUGUUAGACAACAAAUUUGGCAGAAAAAGUAGUUCAAUACGCAGUAAUGCUACGUAGUAAUUACUGUAUUUAUGAAUUUAGCACCAAAAUAUCACGAUAUAUUGAAAACAUUGACUCCAAAAAUGCGUUGGAUAAUUCAGAACGUUGGAUAAGUGAGUGUUGGAUAAGUGAGACUCUACUGUAGUAGGUAAAAGUAAAGGUUUUCCCCUGAAAUUAAUCUAGUCGCGUCCGACUCUGGGGGUUGGUGCUCAUCUCUAUUUCUAAGCCGAAGAGCCAGCAUUGUCCAUAGACACUUCCAAAGUCAUGUGGCUGGCAUGACUGCAUGGAGCGCCGUUACCUUCCUGCCGGAGAGGUACCUAUUGAUCUACUCACAUUGGCAUGUUUUCAAACUACUGGGUUGGCAGAAGCUGGGGCUCACAAUGGGAGCUCACCCUGCUCCCCAGAUUGGAACCGCAAACCUUUCAGUCAGCAAAUUCAGCAACUCAGCGGUUUAAUCCACUGCGCUACCAGGGGCUCCAGAGUAUAUUGUAUAUUAAGAAUAGUAUAUUGUAUGAAUUAAGGGUGUUGAUGUUUACAUUGUCUAUCUCUCUUCAUAGAAACAGAUAGAUAUUCCUCAUCUCUUGGUCUCCUGUUACACAAAAGACAAGGACCUUUUCACUGCUUGCCUUUUAAUAAUAUGAUUAUGACCCCAUGCCUCCAACUGUCCCAAUUUGGCUGCAAGAGUCCCAAUAAACCCUGUGUGCCUUCCCAUUUUUCCAGCUGCUUUGAAAAUGUCCUGGCUUUAUUCUCCUCUCUCCCGCUUUGUCCUCAUCUUACUUCAGUUGCUGCAAACUGAGUUCAAAGUGCAAAAGUACUUGCACCCAACUCGGGAAAGAACAAGAGAGGAGGGGGUAGAGGAAAGGAGAGGGUAGAACUGAACCCUAUUCAAGAAGCUUAGGCAAAACUAGGGGACGUUCCAGACAUUUGUGAAAUUUCUUUGUGUCAAUAUUUAUUAAAGAGAUUGGAUUGCAA
Anolis carolinensis (green anole) is the source of this 4534-nucleotide messenger RNA. RefSeq names its product syntaxin-3. The record is from RefSeq and is a predicted model, not a curated record. Gene Ontology annotation, molecular function: SNAP receptor activity; SNARE binding. Bases 450 to 1349 code for a protein of 299 amino acids. Gene Ontology annotation, biological process: synaptic vesicle fusion to presynaptic active zone membrane; exocytosis; intracellular protein transport. Lineage: Eukaryota; Metazoa; Chordata; Lepidosauria; Squamata; Anolidae. Gene Ontology annotation, cellular component: endomembrane system; plasma membrane; presynaptic active zone membrane. The transcript is spliced from 2 exons.